This is a messenger RNA of Penicillium digitatum Pd1, 2286 nucleotides long. RefSeq lists its product as uncharacterized. Lineage: Eukaryota; Fungi; Ascomycota; Eurotiomycetes; Eurotiales; Aspergillaceae. The record is from RefSeq and is a predicted model, not a curated record.
AUGCCCCUAUUUCAAGAUCAGAAUCGGAGGCGUCAUUUUCUUUGGUCACCCGACCAUGGCAAUCGUCAACAGCCGACCACAGGGUCCUCGCAACCCCAGCUAAAUGAUCUCAACCACCAUGAGAAAGCUACUCCAGACAUGGCAACCAACUCUAUGGAUUCAACGGAGUUGAGUCCGCCCAAGUCAUGGGCGAAUGACCGGGAGGAGCUCAUACAACGUAUCAAGGAAUCUUCGCCUUGGAGACUUCAACGUUUGUCCCUGGAGAGACACAACAAUGAUUUAUUAAGCUCCCGAAUUUCACCGGAGCAGUCACCAACAGCAGCAAAAAAGCAAGAAGACCACUCUCUUCACCAAAAACAUCAUACCAAUGCAACAGAGCAACUGGGAUCGCCGGCCGACAUCCAGAGACCUCGAUCCGCAUUACACUCGGGUGACUUCAGGGAAGGCGCCACAGAUCCCCAUGGCUCACACGCUCCUGGAUCUGCUUUUGCUGGGCCAAGUUCGGUUUCUCCAUUUGCUCAUUUAAGCUCCUCUCCCACUACUUCUUGGUUUGAAGCACCGGCUUUGCCACCCGGUUUGCAAAAGACAAGCGCAUUGAAUGAUGAUGAUGAUGUUGUGAAUGCUUGCACGCGUGCACCGGAGGUGGGCUCAUUCUCAUCAAGUUACGUUCUGAAAGCUCCUACCAGUCCUCUAGUACAUCAAGCAAAUAACACAGACUUGGAUUUUUCGUCCCGUGUCGACUAUGUGGACGUUUCGGAGCCUCUGGUGAGGAAAAACCGUCGCCGUACUUUGCCACCAGAGACCUUUAGGAAUCUCCAAUUCUCCCUGCCAAGCAAUCAAGUUCCCAACCUUGGCAGUCCAUCUCCACCCGAACGGCAGCAGGAUCUCUUCACCAAUCAACAAUCUUUGCCUCGCCGGCCGUUGUCUUCAGCAUAUAGUCUUCAACUCGCACCCUCUCCCGGGGGGCAGAUCCUACCAUCACGAGCACGAAGGCCGUCUUUUGUCUCUGAUCUCUCGUCAAACCCCCACGCACCGAUGGUGGGGUCUUACGAGGAGUGUAUAUUGCGUGGGAGGAUGUCAAUGAAUCCUUCCAAGCCGUUGAAUUUCACGGCUCAGAUCGGUGUCCUGGGCAAGGGGAAAUGCAAAAGCCAUCUCAAAUGCCCGCCACAUGUUACAGUGCCAUUUCCGGUUGUUUUCUACAGCUAUCCCACCUCAGGGAGUGGCCGCUCAAUCUCAGACGAUAAUCCAAGUCCCUAUGUGGGACAAAUUGACUUGGAAAAUUCCCUUUCAAAAGAGACUCAUAAUACGACUAGACGUCGCAGGCGAUAUCCAAGCCCUACAGGACACUGUGAAGACACAUCCGCUCCAGAUGCAGCAAAUGAUACUCCUACGUGUGGUGCUGAGCCACGACGCCGUCGGGAAAAGAAGAAUCACAGAUCAGAAUCGCCUAAAUGUCCCCCAGGAGGGUCUUACCGGAUUCCGCAACAAGGCCAAUUGCAAAUCAUAAUCAAGAACCCACACAAGACAGCGGUCAAGCUUUUCCUAGUUCCAUACAACCUCGGUGAUAUGGAACCUGGCACAAAGACCUUCAUUCGGCAACGCAGUUACUCGGCAGGUCCAAUCAUCGAUAUGCCGCUCAGUGCACGGAAAAAUCUUGGGACCGAUCGCCCCGAAGCUUCCUUGAAUCCUACAGAAGAUCCUCAAGAAAAACCUACGUUGCGAUACCUCAUUCAUCUGAAUAUCUGUUGUCCUGCACGCGGUCGUUUUUAUCUACAUUCCACCAUUCGUGUGGUAUUCGCAAACCGCGUCCCGGAUGGCAAGGAGAAACUACGGAAUGAAAUUCAAAAUCCUGAACCUCGGUACAGUCCAUACAAGCCCAUCCGAGAGUCAUCCAUCUCGAGUGCUGCGAGUGCAAAUGCGCGCCUGGGAAUUGAAAAAACUUCCCACGGACGGAGUACGGGCGAGGUAGCGAUCCCUCACCUCCAUCCGCACGUGUCACCUCACAGCAAGUUUCCCUCACAAGACGUCCUAAGACCCAUGGAUGUUCCGGGUGGCCCUGAAAAUGCUCCAUCCUCGUCCAAACUGUCUCGGCACAACGAGUUCACUAAGGACGAUGGGAAUUACGGAUGUCAUCCAAUCGGUUCAGAAGCUAGCGAGAGCCUACUCGCCAAGAGACUCCGAGGUCUUGAUGUGCACAGGCCGGUAUCCACAGUAGAUGAACGAUAUCCACACAAAUUAGGCUUCUAUGAUCGACCAUCCCCCACCCACCACAACCGUCCUCGCUGA